Gambusia affinis (western mosquitofish) is the source of this 3340-nucleotide messenger RNA. RefSeq names its product transmembrane and coiled-coil domains 3 (gene slc9d1). Gene Ontology annotation, biological process: proton transmembrane transport; potassium ion transmembrane transport. Gene Ontology annotation, molecular function: potassium:proton antiporter activity. Bases 360 to 2384 code for a protein of 674 amino acids. Gene Ontology annotation, cellular component: membrane. The transcript has 16 exons. NCBI's taxonomy places the organism in Eukaryota, Metazoa, Chordata, Actinopteri, Cyprinodontiformes, Poeciliidae. The record is from RefSeq and is a predicted model, not a curated record.
CUCGAUUGUUCUUGUCUACUUCUUCCUCUGCUGAGAGGCAAGAGCGAGACUCUCUUCCCUAAUAGUUACAGCUUUUCUUUAAUAAUCCGUACACAACGCCAAACCGAUGGAUGUUUUUACCGACUGCUGUGUCUUCCGAUCUGAACAACGGUGCUCCUGACCUCUAGCAACUCCAGUAAAGUGGCAGCAGUUCAACUGAAGGGAGGAGAAGAAGAGGGAUUCUGAAAGUUAGACAAUCUCAGCUUGACUCAUGCUGUUGAAGGUAAAAUCAACUGUAUUUGUGAAAAGACAGGUAGCACUGGAUUAUAAACAGGUCUUGCAUUUCUCCUCAAACUCCUCACCGUAGUGAAGCAGUUUGGAUGCAGGUUCUGUGCUGGCUGCUGUGCCUCGGCCUGACUGAGGCACUCGCUGUGCUGCCAAAGGAGCAGGUGGCCCGGCAUGCCAUCAAGCUCUAUCGGAGCAAAGCGCAGACACAGGGCCACAGGUGGGUGACCAACAACUGCAAGCGGCUGGUGGGUUUGCUACAGCAGAAGAAUGUGGCCAUCAACAAGCUGGCAGCCGCUGCGGCGGCUGUUGGGAAAGACCAAAGCCUUUCAGAGCCAGAGAAGCACUUCCAGGUUCACACUCUGGAGGUUUUUCAGAAGGAGCUGAACGAGAGCGAGCACCUGGUGUUCCAGGCGCUGCACGGCCUGCAGAGGGUGCUGCAGGGAGACUACAGGGAUGUGGUCAAUAUGAAGGAGAGCAGCAGACAGAGGCUGGAGGCCCUCAGAGAGGCAGCCAUAAAGGAAGAACAGGAGUACAUGGAGCUGGUGGCUGCAGAGAAGCAUCAGCAAGAAGCUCUUAAGAGCGCUUUGGCCCAGAACAAGACUCUGUCCAUCUUGGAGGAGAUUUUGGAGGACGUCAGGAAGGCAGCAGACCGCCUAGAGGAGGAGAUCGAAGAGCAUGCCUUUGACAACAACAAACAGAUGAAGGGAGUGAAUGUCGAAGCAGUGCUAAGAGUGGAAGAGGACGAGGACAAAGGAGGGAAAGCGAAGAACAAAUCCACACAGAAAGAGGUGGAGGAUGACUUGGGGCUCAGCAUGCUCAUCGACUCUCAGAAUAACCAGUAUGUUCUGACGAAACCACGAGACUCCACGAUGCCCAGAGCUGACCAUCACUUCAUCAAGGACCUGGUUUCAGUGGUGAUGCUCUCUCUGCCUUGUGGUUGGAUUUGCACCCUGGUGGGUCUUCCGCCUAUGUUUGGAUACAUCAUCUGUGGGGUCCUGCUCGGCCCUUCUGGACUCAACAGCAUCAAGUCUAUAGUUCAGGUGGAGACUCUGGGGGAGUUGGGUGUGUUCUUUACUCUCUUUGUGGUGGGACUGGAGUUUUCACCUGAGCGCCUUCGAAAGGUAUGGAAGACCUCAGUUCAGGGGUCAUGCUACCUGAGCCUGCUGAUGGUGGCGGCCGGGUUGUUAUGGGGUCAGCUUCUCCAUAUUCGCCCCACCCAGACGGUCUUCGUCUCCACCUGUCUGUCCCUGUCCAGCACUCCACUGGUGUCACGAUUCCUGGCAGGAGGAAGCAGAGUGGAAAGAGAAGGUGACCUGGACUACAGCAGCGUUCUCCUCGGGAUGUUGGUGAUGCAGGAUGUCCAGCUUGGCCUCUUCAUUGCUGUCAUGCCCACUCUGAUCCAGGCACAGAGCGGGGACUUGGACAGCUUUCUGCUUGGAGGUCUGCGAGUGCUGGAGCUCCUGACUCGGGUCCUGGUGUCGCUGGCUGCUGUUUUUUUGCUUUGUUUGGUGCUCAAAUUCUUCCUGAUUGGUCCGUAUUACAAGAAACUUCACGCUGAGAGCAAAGGCAACAAGGAGAUCCUGGUACUGGGGAUGACGGCGUUUGUCUUCUUCAUGCUGACGGUUACAGAGUUUCUGGAUGUUUCCAUGGAGUUGGGCUGCUUCUUGGCGGGAGCUUUGCUGUCAUCGCAAGGUCACAUGGUCACAGCCGAGGUCAUGGCGAGCAUCGAGCCAAUCAGAGACUUUCUCGCCAUCAUCUUCUUUGCCUCUAUUGGUCUUCACGUGUUCCCUACAUUUGUGUUGUAUGAGCUCACCAUCUUGCUGGUGCUGACUCUCACACUCGUCAUCAUGAAGUUUGUCAUGGCUGUGCUGGUGCUCUCCAUCAUCUUGCCUCCGAGUUCCCGACACAUCCGGUGGAUCGUCUCAGCUGGUCUGGCUCAGGUCAGCGAGUUCUCCUUUGUCCUGGGGAGCCGCGCACGUCGAGCCGGGAUCAUCUCCAGAGAGGUGUACCUGCUGGUCCUCAGCGUCACCACCCUCAGCUUGCUGCUGGCUCCGCUGCUGUGGAGAAUCACGACACACAAAUGGGUUCCUCGCACCCAACGCAAAACGGUCACGUGACCACACCGAUAUCAGGGCUCAAAAAAAAAAAAAAAAUCCUCUGUGACUUACUAGAGCUGGUUGCAAUAUCACAUGAAGUCUUUUUUUUUUUUUAAAGCUGGAUUUAAUCUGCUUCAAAUCCAUUUUUCUGAUCCAACACUACUGCUGAUUGUAAUGGUUAAUACAAGGCAGACAUUCUUACAAUAUUUUCACUGGAAGAUUUUUUUAUUACUUUGACUGUUAUUCAUGUCUCUACAGUACGUUCACUAUUGCAUUUUAUGAUGCCGAGCUCAAAAUUGUCUCAUUUUGCACAUUAACUCUGAAAAUCCACGGACCAAAUCUUAACAGUUCUUCAUAUAAAUGUUUUCUUAUUUAUAGUUUUUCUUUAUAGAUGCUAUGCUUGUAAUUUCUCUGUUGUGAUUUGAGGCAUCAGUGAUCACAGACCCUGCCUCAGGCUGAAGUCAAAGAUCUCUGCUGAUUAACGUUAAUGGUACUUUGGUUUAAUAUCAUCCUUUUCUUACUGAGAGUUUCAGGAAAACUGACUAAAUCUGCCCAGAAAUCUUGAUUUUUGGGUACACUAGACUGCACUAAUAACAGCAGAGACAACGAAAAUGUUUCAGUAGAAUUACAUUUGAUAAUUUAUUAUUCACUGGUGUUAUCUGAAGAAAACAAUGCCAGCACUCGUCCUCUGAAUGUCAAAAAUGAUGUGCCUGCUUUGCCCUGUUCCACCCGGCACUGAAAGGAAGAGCUGUUACCCUGAAAUGUAAAUGUAUAAAAACAUGUGCAAUGUUAAUAUGUAUCACCAUCCGACAUUACUGUUUAUAUUUAUUAGUUUCAUAUAUUCCACUUGUUUGAAGGGUUGUUUUAAUUUAAGUUUGUAUUUUAUUUCUGCUGUCAUUACCUUCUUUAUUCCGACCGUCAUUUGUGUUGAACUUACUUGGAUUUAUAUAUCUUCAGUAAAAAAAAGAUGACAAACA